AAUAAUUAUACAUUUUAUAUUUUGAAGACAUUUUUACGCGACUUAUAUCUUGAUUAUAUUUUGUCUAAAAAUGAAAUAUUGAGAGUAGCCAGAGAUUUGACAAUUACUUUCAUAAAACUCAUAUGAUGAGAGGAAAUGUGGUAAACCUGAGACAUUCUAUAUCUCAGCAAAAAACCUAACCAUCAUAGUUCCACGAUUGCAAAAGAGGAUGUUAGCAAUAUAUCUUUUUUCAUUCAAAAUGUCACGGUAAGAAGGGAGUGUGAGUUCCCCACUCGUCGUAUACCUCGAGGUUGUAUAACGCGCAUUAUACCGUCGAUUUUCAGUAGUUCCUUGAGCGGCUUAUCUUGUUGUACAGAUAGAAAACAAUGUCAGUGUUUCUCUACAUCUAGUCAGUGUCAGUAUAUAUACAUUUCCGUCUCACUGAGCUUUUUCUUCGCUAAAGCUAUGCAACUCGAGUAUUUAUCGCUAUAAUUUUAUAAAUGAUAACAAACGUGGUUAUCAAACUUGUUUAAUUGAUACUGAAAUCAAUAAAAUGUUAUCAGUACUUUCAAUUAGAAAAAUGCGAUCUCUACGGAAAUUGGACUUGAAACAGUUUUAAACACAAUCCAUCGUAACGCAUAUAUUUUCUAUUUGUUUAAACACAACGUUGGAUGUAACGAAGAAUAUCCAUGUAAAGUGUAAAAUGCAUAAAGCUUACCAACAUCCAAAUAUUAAGAUAGAAGUUUUAUGAACCGUUAUCAACGUUAUCUGUCGGUGCGAUUUCAAUGAGAUUAUAAAGUGUAUAUGUACGAGAAUUGUUAUUCCUUCCAUAUGUCGGGAAAGCACAUUCUUUCGUUUUGUGUCAGUACUGCGAAAAGAACGACGCAAGGAGGAAACAUUUCAGUCGUAAAGUGAAUUGAAGAGCAGUGAAAUAUGUCCGGAACGGUGAAUCAGGCAUUUGAAAAUAAUGAAUUGGACGUGUUGGAGAAUGGUCAUCAGAAAAGUGAACCUAAUCAAAAUGUUAAUCAUCGUGAAUCACAAAUACAUCGGAAGACUGGAAAAAACGCGAUCGGGGCAUAUUUUUCAAAACACCGAAGAAUUUUCAAGAUUUUUGGCUUAAUAAUUUUAAAUAUUCUUAUUAUAGCCUAUAUAAUCUGCGCAGGUGUAUAUUGGAAAAAUAAACAAAAGGAUUGUGAUCUUCAAUGGUGCGAUGGCUACGGUUUACUGCUCGUACUUACAGGACUUAUUUAUCUCGGUCUGUUUUAUUUCUUAAUCAUAAAACGAUAUUUUGGAAAGUACAUCAUACAAUGUUGCCUGCCAGUAACGAAUUCCUUGGAGCGCUUGAGAAAUACCAAAUACGGACCGUACAUGGGAGGAUCCUUUUGCUUGAUUAUAUUAAUAGCUAUUAUUAUUUUCCUCAUUCUUGAUACUACAGAAUCGAGAUAUAGAUUAAUCAGUAUCCUUGGCAUUAUUAUCAUACUGGGAUUAGGUUGGUUAUUUUCUAAACAUCCGAAACAGGUCAAUUGGAGACCUGUUAUUUGGGGCCUAAUUUUACAAUUUAUACUUGGACUCAUCACGAUUCGAUGGCCUGUCGGUCGUAAUAUUUUCCACUGCAUAUCCAAUAAAGUGGCCACUUUUUUGAAUUAUACUAAAGUCGGAGCAGGUUUUAUAUUCUCAGAAGAUCUAGUCAGCAAGGGAGUCUUUGCCUUCACUGUACUGCCCGUGAUCUUUUUCUUUAGUUUCGCGGCACAAAUUUUGAGCUAUCUUGGUGCGAUGCAAUGGAUAAUCGUGAAACUAGGAGGGGUUUUGCAAAGCAUAAUGGGCACGACGUUGUGUGAAUCAGUAAGCGCCGUCGCUAAUCCUUUCAUCGGAAUGUCAGAAUCUCCUCUGUUAAUCACACCAUAUCUCGAUCAAUUGACUAAUUCGGAAUUGCACGCGAUAUUGAGUUCAGGAUUUUCCACGAUUGCUGGUUCGGUAUUGGCUGCUUACAUAUCAUUCGGUGCAGAACCGGCUCAUUUAAUAACUGCCUCCGUAAUGUCCGCGCCGACUGCUUUAAGCUACUCCAAGCUCUUUUACCCGGAAACCGAGCAAAGUCUUACGAAAUUCGAAAAUAUCAAGCUCGCAAAAACAUCAGACACCAGUAUUCUAGACGCCGCUACCAAUGGUGCAUUAGCUGCGAUACCAAUCGUUUUGGGUAUAAUCGCAAAUAUCGUGGCUUUCGUAUCCUUCAUCGCGUUUUUUAAUGGGGCGCUCUCUUGGUUCGGCGGUCUCGUCGGUUUCGAAGAACUGAGUCUCGAGAUUAUCUUGGCCAAAGUUUUUAUGCCAUUAAGUUGGAUCAUGGGGGUUCCUUGGGAAGAUUGCGAGGAAGUGGGUACGUUGAUAGGUAUGAAGAUGGUGAUCAAUGAAAUGAUUGCUUAUCAGAAGAUGGGCGAGUUUAAAGAACAGGGUAGACUAUAUGGAAGAUCGGAAGCGAUCGCCACCUUCGCGAUCUGCGGUUUCGCGAAUCCAGGUUCGAUCGGCAUCCAGAUGAGCGUCUUCGCUUCUUUGGCGCCAAAGAAGAAGGACCAAGUUACGAAAGUCAUUAUUCGGUCCUUCCUUGCUGGCAGCGCCGUCUGUUUCCUCACAGCCUGCGUCGCCGGUAUGCUAAUCAACGACGCAACAGUCUUGCCUUCUACAAACGUUAUUGUAUCAACAAUUUCGAACACAUCAGUGACAACGCUAAGUACUCCGUUAAUUUAAAUAAAAAAAUUGCAUUUAAAUUACGAAUUGCGGAAUAGGAAUCCUAUUACAGAGACAUUUAAUUGCAAAAUUCAAACAUUUUGAAUUUUUGCUCAUAUCUACAACUGAUUAAAAAGAAACGGCAAUCUCAAAGACCAUCUCUUGUUAAAUAAUUAUAUGUUGAGAAAGAAAAAGACACAACUCCAUUAUAGUAAUUUUAUCAGUAAUAAAUUUUUAUACAAUACUGUCAUAGAAACAUCUAAAUUACUUAUAAAUGAUAUAUAUAUAUAUUAUUAUAUAUAUAUGAAAUCAUUGGUUUUUCCCAAAAAUGAUGCGUAGCAAAAUCUUUUAUCUAGCAAAAAUCAAUUUCGCCCUUAUAGUAAUGCAUAAUACAAAAAGCUGAAAUGACAAUGAAAAUCACGUGAGAAGAAUCACUUACUAGUAGGUUAUUUAAUCUGUCACUAUUUGUACGUUAUCAGUAUAUAUAUAUAUAUAUAUAUAUAUAUAUAUAUAUAUAUGAUAAUUGUGUAAGUAUCGAUCGCGCGCAAUAUGGAAUACGUAUAUCCCUCCCGAAAAUGAGUGUGCUUAUUUAUAUUCUAUUGAUAAAUCUAAUAUUAAUUGCAAAAUAUAAUAUAUAUAUAUAUAUAUAUAUAUAUACCACAAUACGCAAUAAUAUCACAAUAUCUUGAUAGUAAAUGAAAUGUCGCGUGCGGUGCUUCGAGAAACUAAAAAUAUCGAAUAAACGUAUCUUUUUUAUCUUUUCUACGAUCACUUAUGGUAAAAAAUGCAUCUCGUAAGUUUUGUAAAUGCUGUCAAUGCGAUAAAACACGACGGCAGUCACGUCCAACAUUUUUUGCAGAACGUCUAGGUUUCGUUGAACAUUUUCACCACAGACCUGAAGACCAGAUACAAGUGAAGAAAAAAAAGCAUUCGAUCUAAUUCAACAUUCCCUAAAAAAAAGUUCUAUUAAUCCGUUUACCUUUUUAAAUAAAGCCUCCUUAGUAGGCAAAGUGUACAUGGCAACAACCGCCGCUUUCCUGAUCACCCAUGGAUGAUAUCUUCCCAAUGUGUCGUUAUACGCAUUCCGGCAACAAUUGCCCGUUUUGUCAUCAUCUGAGAGAUCUUCCAUAUGUCGCAAAAAUUCUCUAAUAAAAUCUAAAAGAUUGAAAUGUGUAUCAGCUGAUUCGGAUUUCUAAAUAAUAUCAACGAAACCGAUAAACCCACCUAAACCUCUAUUUAGUCGUAAUAAAGUACGUGUACCAUUAACAAAA
Nylanderia fulva is the source of this 3968-nucleotide messenger RNA. RefSeq names its product Concentrative nucleoside transporter 2 (gene CNT2). Gene Ontology annotation, biological process: nucleoside transmembrane transport. Gene Ontology annotation, cellular component: plasma membrane. NCBI's taxonomy places the organism in Eukaryota, Metazoa, Arthropoda, Insecta, Hymenoptera, Formicidae. The record is from RefSeq and is a predicted model, not a curated record. Gene Ontology annotation, molecular function: nucleoside:sodium symporter activity.